CUUUCCACCAGCAAGCCCAAGGCCAAGGUGUUGAUGCCCGCGCCCAUCAAGACCGCCACAGUCGGAAUGUGCAACCCUUAUAUCGACCCCUACGGCCUCUUCCCCAUGACCCCUAAGAUGGCUGCCCCAAAGCCUCCUCUGACUCCAGCCCCGGCUCCGGUCAAAGCCGCCCCAGUGCCUGGCCUGACCCCCUUCCUGCCGUACCCUCUGAAGACCCCCACAGGGCUCUACUACGCCCCAGUCCUGGAGCCCUUCCUCACCGCUGAGCAGAAGACAGAGCUGCUGCGUAUCUGUAACCCUGACGACACAGAGUGUCUGCAGUACCACCUGCGUGCCGCCUACGGCUACAGGCCCGCUCCUGGACCCGCCCCGUCCUAUGCUGCCCUGGGCUGCGAUCCCACCAAGGACCCCUACUGCCGGCCCCAGUUGGUGAAGAAGGCCCCCUCCGGCUUCUUCCACCUGUACCCCACCUGCGACCCGGCCACCGACCCCCUGUGCAUGGCUAGCGUAGCGACCCCUCCUCCCGCUCCCCUGGAGACCCCCAAGGAGCAGCACUGCAACCCCCUCUUUGACAAGGGCUGUAACCCCCUCACCAAGCCCGUCCUGGAGUACACGCCCAAAGACGUACCUGCGCCAGCCCCCGACCCUUUGGCGUGUGACCUGCGCUACGACCCAUACUGCCUGCUUGGUGCCGCCGCCGCGCUCCAUAAGGCCCCCCCAGCGCUGCCUCAGUUCCAGAUCCGCUCCCGCCUGGGCUUCCUCGGGAAGACCAAGGAGGGCCAUGACUGCUACGUGCACUACGACAAGGACUGCACUCCUGUGGAGGCCAGCGACGAACCCAAGACCCCCGCCGUACCCCAGUGCCACCCCUACGACUUCACCUGCAACGGCAUGUCUGCCCCCGCUACCCUCACCGCCGAGGCCAACGAGCCCAAGAGCGGUGUGAUCUUGCCCGAUCCCGACUGCGACCCCGAAUACGACUACAACUGUCGCCUUCGUCGUGCCGAGGACUCUGAGGAGCCGGUGCAGCAGAAGGCCGGGCCCGGGUACGCUGUCCCACAGUUGGAAGACUUCCUGAGGAGUUACAUGGGUCAGUACAGGAAGAAGUACAUCUAAAAAAAACACACGUCACUCAAAUGUCAACUAGACGAUAGAUCUGGAAGAAAGUGAGACAAGUUAAUGUUUUACACACACACACACACACACACACACACACACACACACACACACACACACACACACACACGCUCAUGGUCCUCCCAAGGUGCUAAAAUAUCUCCCAUGGUCCAAUACUGCUAAAGCAGGACGGCUAGUGCUUUAUCAACAGGAAGUUCCAGACCUGCAAUAGUUAAUCAGAUUUGCUCAAUUACAGUGCCUGAAGGUAUAUAAUUGUACUGUCUGUGAUAUACUGGCUGUGGGGAACCCAACAUUAGUCCCUCUAGGUUUUAUGGUCCCAUAAAAGUCUAUGUGAAAGUUCAGCAUUUAAUACUACGUUUGUCUGUAGAAAUAAAUGUCUGUAUUGUGUUUGUAGAAUAGGGUUAGCUAAUAUACUUGAAGACGGCCUAAUCUAAAUUUGUGUCGAUAUGUUGGUAUGUUUUCUGUGGUUGUACAUUGUCCAUUUCCAGUGUUUUGUGAACAUAGUCUCUCCUGAGUGUAUUUAAUGUUGUUUUCAUAGUAUUUCUAAAACCUGUCAACCUCAAAUCCUUCCUCUGGUCAGUUUGUUUAUUUUAGUUCCAAAUAAAAAGUUUUGAAACAA
Salmo salar (Atlantic salmon) is the source of this 1756-nucleotide messenger RNA. NCBI's taxonomy places the organism in Eukaryota, Metazoa, Chordata, Actinopteri, Salmoniformes, Salmonidae. The record is from RefSeq and is a predicted model, not a curated record.